UCCUGGAGACCGCAGGUGUAGAAGCAAAUGCCGCGCCCCAAGCUGGACGGGCUUCCGAAGCUGGCAGGAUGAAUGUGGGGGUGGCACACAGCGAAGUGAACCCCAACACUCGAGUGAUGAAUAGCCGGGGCAUCUGGCUGGCCUACAUCAUCUUGGUAGGACUGCUGCAUGUGGUCCUACUCAGCAUCCCCUUCUUCAGCAUUCCUGUUGUCUGGACCCUGACCAACGUCAUCCAUAACUUGGCUAUGUAUGUCUUCCUACAUACAGUAAAAGGGACACCCUUUGAGACCCCUGACCAAGGAAAGGCUCGGCUACUGACACACUGGGAACAGAUGGACUAUGGGCUCCAAUUUACCUCUUCCCGAAAAUUCCUCAGCAUCUCUCCCAUUGUACUCUACCUGCUAGCCAGCUUCUACACCAAGUAUGAUGCUGCUCAUUUCCUCAUCAACACAGCCUCACUGCUGAGUGUACUGCUGCCCAAGCUGCCCCAAUUCCAUGGGGUCCGUCUCUUUGGCAUCAAUAAAUACUGAGGGAUGGGGCUGGGGACGUUGGAACAAAGGGCUGUAACAUCCCUCCUUUUUCUAUACUGUCUUCUAUAUGUUGAAAGCCUGAGAACUGUUUCCCAAACUCCCAGUGGAACUUUCCCAAAUUUUCAUUGGAAAAUGGGGUUCCCUGGGCCCAGCCCUGCUAGGAGCAGGUUUCUUUGACUGAGGAAAGACAGGUGAGGUAAGGGGCAAAUCACUCUCCACAGCAGGAAGCCAUGUUGGGGCAGCUUUUUGGUUGAUUAAGUUUUUCCAUAUCAUCCACUCCCACCACCUUCCAUCCAGCUCUGUUUUACUGUGUAUUUUCCUUAAAUAAAGAUAAAGUAUUU
Lipotes vexillifer (Yangtze River dolphin) is the source of this 871-nucleotide messenger RNA. It is a transcript of the gene ORMDL2, whose product is annotated as ORMDL sphingolipid biosynthesis regulator 2. The coding region runs from base 69 to 530 and encodes 153 amino acids. The transcript has 4 exons. The record is from RefSeq and is a predicted model, not a curated record. Gene Ontology annotation, cellular component: endoplasmic reticulum membrane. NCBI's taxonomy places the organism in Eukaryota, Metazoa, Chordata, Mammalia, Artiodactyla, Lipotidae.